Messenger RNA from Brettanomyces bruxellensis, 537 nucleotides. RefSeq lists its product as uncharacterized. The transcript has a single exon. The record is from RefSeq and is a predicted model, not a curated record. Lineage: Eukaryota; Fungi; Ascomycota; Pichiomycetes; Pichiales; Pichiaceae. Bases 1 to 537 code for a protein of 178 amino acids.
AUGCAAAAGGAGCAGAAGAAAGGUGGUUCACCGCAGAAAACUGUAUCAGUUGCAUAUAUUCGUGCAAAAAGAGAUCUCCAAGAGUAUGAGGAAAUUCCAGGAAUCAGUAUAUAUUACAGUGAAUCCAACCCGAUGCAUAUAAAGCUUACGGUAAGGCCAACGGAAGGAUAUUACGCGAAUGGCAUUUUCCACUUUGAGUGUCAAGUGCCCGAGGAUUAUCCAAACAGAGCACCGGAAUUUAAAUGUCUCGAACGCAUUUAUCACCCAAACAUUGAUCUCGAAGGUCACGUGUGCUUAAAUAUUCUCAGAAAUGACUGGAAACCAACAUUAACGCUAGGCCUUGUUUUUGCCGGUAUUCUGCACCUAUUUCUUCAUCCUAACCCUAACGAUCCUCUCAAUAAGGAUGCUGCUAACGAUCUUUCUAAAUAUCCAGAGUCGUACGAGCAUCAUGUGCAGACUAGUAUGCUAGGUGGAUAUGUUGGAGAUCUCAAGUUUGAUUCAGUCUGGGAUUCGCAUAAAAGAAGACCUUUCUAUUAA